Debaryomyces fabryi is the source of this 738-nucleotide messenger RNA. It is a transcript of the gene SLD5, whose product is annotated as DNA replication protein. The record is from RefSeq and is a predicted model, not a curated record. NCBI's taxonomy places the organism in Eukaryota, Fungi, Ascomycota, Pichiomycetes, Serinales, Debaryomycetaceae. The coding region runs from base 1 to 738 and encodes 245 amino acids. Gene Ontology annotation, cellular component: GINS complex. Gene Ontology annotation, biological process: double-strand break repair via break-induced replication; DNA-templated DNA replication. The transcript has a single exon.
AUGAAUAAAGAUUUAGAUAUCGAUGACAUUCUCCAAGAGUUUGAUGAUUCUAAUGCUCGUUCAAAAUCCUCUAAAUACGGGUCCCGUAGCCCAGAGAAUCUAUAUGAUCAACUUGUGGCUGUCAUGCUAAAUGAAAGAAUGUCUCCAGAUUUAUUACCUUAUAAGCAUGAAUUAUUGAAAGAAGUACUAACACAAUUAUCGAAUCAACAACAAUACUUGUUAGAUUCUCAUGAAUAUGGUGAUUCAAACGUAGAAUCAGGCAUCGUGACUGGGGAUUUUAAAUUACAAUUAAUGAUAAUAGAAACAGAUAUAGAAAGGUUAAACUAUUUGGUAAGGCUAUACCUCCGAACGAGACUAGCAAAGAUUGAUAAAUUCACAAUACAUUAUAUUAAUGAAACAUCUAACGAGGAUUCAACGGAUGAUAGGUCACUUUUAUCGCCAGAAGAAACCGAUUAUAUGCAUAAACACUUUAAGAUUUUGACUCAAUUAUACAAUAAUAGUUUUUUGAAAAAAAUGCCACAUUUUUUGACAUUGCUAGAUGAUACCAGUGGUGGUCAGUCAAUGAUAUCAGUACCUGAUAUUAAUCAACCUGUAUUUAUUAAGGUGGUUACUAGAGUACCAAUUAUAAUCAAUUUGGAUGAAGAUGAAGAUUUGGAAUUAGUUGAGAAUGGUAUUUACGUUGUGAAAUACAGCCUAAUUAAAAGAUAUAUAGAAAUAGGUGAUAUCGUAUUAAUAUGA